Oreochromis niloticus (Nile tilapia) is the source of this 2611-nucleotide messenger RNA. It is a transcript of the gene purg, whose product is annotated as purine-rich element binding protein G. Gene Ontology annotation, molecular function: DNA-binding transcription factor activity, RNA polymerase II-specific; RNA polymerase II transcription regulatory region sequence-specific DNA binding; purine-rich negative regulatory element binding. Gene Ontology annotation, biological process: regulation of transcription by RNA polymerase II. Bases 240 to 1268 code for a protein of 342 amino acids. The record is from RefSeq and is a predicted model, not a curated record. Lineage: Eukaryota; Metazoa; Chordata; Actinopteri; Cichliformes; Cichlidae. Gene Ontology annotation, cellular component: nucleus. The transcript is spliced from 2 exons.
GGGUGGAUAGGUUCAUCGGGUUCAUGUAGUAUUGGACGCCUCCUCCCAUUUCAGGUUGGCUGUUUCCCUAGCUCCCUUAGUAAAAGGGGAGGUAUAAGGCAAAUACUUGACAGAAAGUGGAAUGUAGGUUUGCACUGGAAAUAGCUAAAUAGGAGAACUUGACCUUUUCUCGGGACACAGAAAGUCGACCAGCUGAUGAUUCCAAACUAGCUGCCAUUUUCAGUGGUGGAAUAUAAAUCAUGAUGGCUGAUGGAUGUUGCAAAGGAAUGGAAAGAGGCAGGGGUAAGAUUGCAUCAGACUCUUUACCAAGACAUGCAUUUCCUCAGCAAUAUGUUCAGACCUGGUCACAGCAGCAAGGAAAUGACAUCCAAGAAUUAGCUUCCAAACGCGUCGACAUCCAGAAGAAACGCUUUUAUCUAGAUGUCAAGCAGAGUGUGCGCGGCCGUUUCCUUAAAAUAGCCGAGGUGUGGAUAGGAAGGGGCCGUCAUGAUAACAUCAGAAAGAGCAAGCUAACACUGUCUAUGUCGAUGGCUCCAGCUCUACGCUACUGUCUGGGAGACUUUAUAGAUUAUUACGCCCGCAUUGGACUGCGGGGGGGGCUGGCGCCUCCGCAGGUCGAGGACCACAGUAACAAUGGCCAGGGCCGCGGGAACGACUCCCGUAAGAGAGCGCAGGAGCAUCACGCGAACCUGUCCCCCACCGGUUCUAUUGUGUCCGAUGACCAUGCACACCGUGUUCUAAAGAGCGAAUUUAUUGAGCGAGACAACAGAAAGUACUUUCUGGACCUGAAGGAGAACCAGAGAGGCAGGUUCCUUCGCAUACGGCAGACUGUCAGCAAAGGACACGGUACAAUGGGCUACUACGGCCAGGGCAUCGAGCAGACCAUAGUGUUACCCGCACAGGGACUGAUUGAGUUCAGAGACGCUCUGUCACAGCUGAUUGAAGACUACGGGGACGAAGAGAGCGAAGACCGCAGCCGAGCAGGCUCCAGGAAUCGCAGUGAUAACCCCGAGCUUCCAGAGGCUGCGUCAUUUCGAGUGGACAACAAAAGGUUUUACUUUGAUGUGGGUUCAAACCGGUAUGGUAUCUUUUUAAAAAUUAGCGAAGUGCGACAGCCGUAUAGAAACACCAUCACAGUUCCCCUAAAAGCCUGGGCUAGAUUCGGAGAGAAUUUCAUCAGGUACGAGGAGGAGAUGCGACGAAUCUUUUCUUGUCACAAAGAUAAGAGGACAGAUGGCCAGCAAGACAGUGAGGGACAGGAGGACUGACCUUCAUGGUGCUUUUAGCAUGUAGCCUAAUUUAGGGAUUCAGUUUUGUUCAGAUGUGACAAUAAUAUGAUGUACUGUAUGUGCCCCUACCAUACUACUCAGAUGCCAUGUACUUCAUUAACUUUUUAGUUUAUUUGCCAAGGGCUGAUAAACUCAAAAUUUUUAACAUGCCAAGAAGUCAGUCAUCCUUUUCUCAUUGCUGAUUAAUGUGUUUUAGCCAGUUAGUCAGGGCCAUCCCAGGGUCCUGAGCCAGCUGCAUCCCUAUGCUCCCCAUACCAUACUCAUUCUUGCCAUUCAAAUUCAAGAGUGCACUGUUCAAUAACUUAAACUUUAAUUCUAAGUUACAUAGAAAGUUGACGCUAAUAAUAUCUGUUAAUAUUUUACCCCCAAAGCAAUAUGGUUAACAGUUUUAUGGCACACUAAUGUGCAGAAAUUUUGUCAGUUUAAAUAAACUGAGUUAAUUUGUUCAGUAUAGUAUGUUUUUGUGAUAGGUACAAUUUAAGAAAUGAUACAGAAAGAAAAAAUAUUACCCUUUAUUAAUAAAGAAAAUACCUCAUAUAUUGGAACUUACUGUAAGUGCAAUACACACAAGCAGCAUUAUAGAACACUUGCAACCCAACUGGACAAGUGGAAAAGAAAUUAAAUUACAGGAAUCAGAAUUGGAUAUGGGAAAUGAGUGUUGUAACAGAUUAAUGCUGCCAGUUUAGACUUGGGUGGAGGGGAGAAAAAUAAGACACAUAUUGUGACAUUAAUCACAUACUGUUGGUGUGUGCUGCCUUUUCACUGGUCCAGCUGGAAGUUUUUCAUUCAUGUUAACAGUUCCAGUUUAUGUUGCCUGAUAUGAGACACAUUGCUUUAAAUGUCCAUGAUAAUGCUGGCAAAAAUGAAUUUAGUGACAGCUUUUCCUGCAGUGCAGUACUUUAGGCCAAUCAAAUCUUUGCAAAUGACCAGACUAGAUCACCCUGAAAUGUGUAAAAUGUAGCACUGUGCUAAUUUGCUGCUUACCUCGGCAGCAUAACGAUGGGGGGAGACAUGUUGUGCUGUAGAAGCCUGCUCUAAAUUACAAGGACACAAAGCACUACAUGAUGUCCUGGUUUUUGAUAAGACUCUACCCUGCAGUUGUAGUGUGUGUUGCAUUCACAAAAGUGGGGGAGGUAAAAUGAGUUAAAAAACUUUAUAGGUACUGCAAUCCAAUUCUAUCCAACACAAGCACUUAAGCGUGAUUUAGACUUCUGCGGGAAAUCUGCGUUGCAACACUUAAAAAAGAACAUGCUUGUAGAAUUUGCUGACAGAAUAGAUCACUUGAUGACUAAAUAUAAUUACCUUAAAAAUGGUUAAUAAAA